AUGCUUUUAUUCCGGAAUCGAGAGGCAUCCGGGGACCGAGGGCGGGAAUGUGGCACGAAUACGAGUGUGAAGCACGGAGAUACCCUUCCCGCAUCCGUCGCUACAGCUUCCCCCACCCAUUGCCCUCGCUUCCCCCGCCCAUCGCCCUCCUUCCCCCGCCCAUCGCCCUCGCUUCCCCUUCCCGUCGCCCUCUCUUCCCCCUUCCGUCGCCCUAGUUUUCCCCCUCCCGUCACCCCCGCUUCCCCCUCCCGUCGCCCUCGCUUUCCCCCUCCUGUCGCCCUCGCUUCCCCCUCCCGUCGCCCUCACUUCCCCCUCCCGUCGACCUCCGAUCCCCCUCCCGUUCCCCUUCCGCCCCCCCCAUCCUCCUCCCAUCCCCAUCCCAUCCCCCUCCCAUCCCCCUCCCAUCCCCCUCCCAUCGCCCUCCCAUCCCCCUCCGAUCCCCCUCCCAUUGCCCUCCAAUUUCCCUCCCAUCGCCCUCCCAUCGCCCUCCCGUCCCCAUCCCCCUCCUGUCGCCCUCCCAUCGCCCUCCCAUCACCCUCGCUUCCCCCUCCCGUCCCCCUCCCAUCCCCCUCCCAUCCCCCUCCCAUCGCCCUCCCAUCCCCCUCCCAUCGUCUUCCCAUCCCCCUCCUAUCCCUUUCCCAUCCCCCUCCCAUCGCCCUCCCAUCCCCCUCCUUUCUUCCUCCCAUCCGCCUCCUUUCCCCUUCCCGUCGCUCUCGCUUCCCCCUCCCAUUGCCCUCGCUUCCCCCUCUCGUUGACUUCUUAUCCCCUUCCCGUCCCCCUCCCGUCUCCUGGGCAUGGGGAUUGGGGCAAUAG
Messenger RNA from Closterium sp. Yama58-4, 813 nucleotides. Lineage: Eukaryota; Viridiplantae; Streptophyta; Zygnematophyceae; Desmidiales; Closteriaceae. The record is from the annotation of a GenBank genome assembly.